AUGUUCCAUGGGAUGAAAAACAAUUUCACCGCAGAUGGAAUUCAAUCUUUGACAAACAAUCUUUUUUAUACGUAUGCUAGGUGCACACAAUCUAUAUCCAUUGUUCCUCCAGCAUACUAUACACAUUUAGCCGCCCUUAGAGCACGAUUCUAUAUGGAACCAGAGAAUGGCUCUACAGCUGAUGGUGGCAAUCCUAGUCAUAGUUCCAAGGGAACAACAAGAGCAGCUGGAGAAUGUGGUGUGAAGCCAUUAAGAGAGUGA
Lathyrus sativus (Indian pea) is the source of this 261-nucleotide messenger RNA. The record is from the annotation of a GenBank genome assembly. NCBI's taxonomy places the organism in Eukaryota, Viridiplantae, Streptophyta, Magnoliopsida, Fabales, Fabaceae.